Molecule: messenger RNA, 1736 nt
Organism: Corylus avellana
Lineage: Eukaryota; Viridiplantae; Streptophyta; Magnoliopsida; Fagales; Betulaceae
Product: FkbM family methyltransferase
Source: RefSeq, a predicted model, not a curated record
GACAGGCUCACAGCUUCCUAACUCACUCUUUCACCAGAUAAACAAAACACUCACUCCACAGAUCCAAUCCCACACUUUCCCGGAAAAUCCCACUUUCCCGGAAAAUUGGCCUACACCGUUCACAUCCACAUUACAUCCCCACUCUCAGCUCACUCCUUUCCAAGGUAGAAGAAGUAAAAAAAAAAAAAAAAUCAAGAAAUCUCUCUCCAGAGAUCCACUCAGUUUCCCGAGAAAGUUUUAAAUUUUCCCGGAAAACCUCAACUUUAUCAUUGAUGGCGAAUGCUUGGAAAAGGGAAAAACCGUCGCAGUUCCACCUCUCCAAGACCGUCUGCUUACUCUUCAUUAGCGCCCUCCUUUUCCUCAUGUUCUUCGUCUAUCUCUCCACCCAAUCCUCAUACCCUAUCACCAACCCCACCUACAAAUCCGAUUUCCCAUUCUACCCAAUCCCACCUUUCAAUUGCCAGAAGUGCCCCCAAUCCCACCCCGUGAUUGCGAACCUCGUGGAGGGCCUCCGAUAUCCCUUCCUCUACUCGCUCGCCGACCUUGGAACCCUGCCCGAUAAGCCCCACAAGAACAUUGUCAGAAUGCUGAAAGGGAAACUCUUUCGGAAGCCCGAUAUCUCGGUUUCGGUCCAGAAGGUUCUGGAGAAGCUGAGGGGUGAAGGGAGAGAUAAUGGGGUUGUUGUGGAUGUGGGUGCCAAUGUGGGCAUGGCCAGCUUCGCUGCCGCGGCGAUGGGGUUUAGGGUUUUGGCCUUCGAGCCGGUAUUCGAGAACUUGCAGAGGAUUUGUGAUGGGAUUUAUCUGAAUCGGGUUGGGGAUUUGGUCACCGUGUUCGAGGCUGCCGCGUCGGACCGGAGUGGGAACAUUACGUUCCACAAGUUGGUUGGUCGGCUUGACAAUAGUGCUGUUUCAGCGACUGGUGCGAAGCUGGCAUUCAAAUCCAAUGAAGAGAUAGCACUUCAAGUAAGGUCCAUACCCCUUAAUGAAGUAAUUCCUGAGUCGGUGCAUGUGCUUCUGAUCAAAAUAGAUGUUCAGGGCUGGGAAUAUCAUGUGCUGAAAGGAGCCUCAAAGUUGCUAAUGAGAAAGGGAAGGGAAGCCCCGUAUCUCAUCUUUGAGGAAGACGAGCGACUGUUGCAAGCCAGUAAUAGCAGUGCCAAAGAGAUCCGAGACUUCCUACAAACUGUGGGCUAUAAUCAUUGCACCCUGCAUGGUACAGAUGCGCACUGUACUAAGAGUGGUUGACAUUAUUUUCCCGAGAGAUACCAUAUGCACUCUCAAGUGUACUUUCUCUAACAUAACAGUGAAAAUCAGGUGAUUUAUUUAAAAUUUAAUGAUAAUUUUCACUACCAUAUUGGAGAGUAAAGACUUAGGAGUGCAUGCAGCAUUUCUCUAUUUUCACUACCCUUUGUUUGGAGAGGUGCUCUAAAGAGAGAAAACCAGAUAAAUUGGUCAGAUGUCCCAAUGACACCUCUGGAACACGGUUGGCAAUUGCAUGGUUCAAAGUCGGCUUCUGUACUGCUCAGAGGAAACAUAUAUGCAGACAGUGACGAUACAUGUAAAGAGACUUUGGGUUUGGAAGAAGCUGCUGUGGGCUUGCUUGCUAGUUAGACUUUGUUGGCUGUACAUUUAUUUGAAAGCCUAAAAAUGUAAAAUUCUUUGUAUUUUGUUACUUGGUCUUGUAUGGACUCAUGCGUUGAAAUUUUAGUAAAUGAAUUGAGGAUAUGGAAUUUACAAUGA